AUGCACUACGAUGCAGGUAAUACCAGAAAUCCAUGGUGUGUUGACUUCGUUUCCAUUUUCCAUUUGUUGGACUUAAAAGAGCCAGAAUGUUUGGCUGGAUUUCAGAGUAGGGUAACUACAUUAUCCCCUGCGUCAAAUGACAGCCAGCCGAUGCAGAAUGAUUCCACCAGACCGGAUCAGCGAAAUAAAAAAACAAAACCCUAUUGA
Botrytis fragariae is the source of this 207-nucleotide messenger RNA. RefSeq lists its product as uncharacterized. Lineage: Eukaryota; Fungi; Ascomycota; Leotiomycetes; Helotiales; Sclerotiniaceae. The record is from RefSeq and is a predicted model, not a curated record. Bases 1 to 207 code for a protein of 68 amino acids. The transcript is spliced from 2 exons.